Chelonia mydas (Green sea turtle) is the source of this 8686-nucleotide messenger RNA. RefSeq names its product LRR binding FLII interacting protein 2 (gene LRRFIP2). The record is from RefSeq and is a predicted model, not a curated record. The transcript has 14 exons. Lineage: Eukaryota; Metazoa; Chordata; Testudines; Cheloniidae. Gene Ontology annotation, biological process: regulation of DNA-templated transcription. Bases 575 to 1846 code for a protein of 423 amino acids.
AGUGGCGCCGCCCCGCCCCUGUAGACAGUCGUGAGUGGAGCUCGGCGCGCUUGUGCGCGCGCGCGCGGUGGGACGUAUAGAGCCUCUUCAGCUGCUACAGCCGCGGCGCUGGUGUUCUACCGCCGGCGCAGCCCCGUAGUUGUCACCGCGCGCUCCCCCCGCCCAUGGAACCCUGAGACCGAUUUGAAAAUAACCGCUGUUCCUGUGGCCUGGCGGUGUGGCUGGAGCCGUCGGCGCGGGGGCCUGGGCAUCGCCGCUCUCUCUCUUGUCUCCUGCUCGGGAAGAGCAGCUCCUUGCCAGGGGCCCGGGGUGCCCCGCCCGGCAGCACCGCGCUCACCCAGGGCGGCUCCUCGCUGUGGGUUCCGGACCUCCCGCUUCCCCUGGGCUCCUGUGGGCAAUAGCCUGGGCUGGAGCCGGGACCAGCGAGGUGCUCGGCUCACGGGGUGGGUGUCAGGCGGCCCCGGGCCAGUUCUUCUCCCGGCGCUGGAGACCUGCAGUGGAUUGUCCUCGAUCUGAAAGUUGAGUUUUGACCAGUUCAUUCUUGCAAAAGAAAUCCAGAAACUAGAGAAUAAAAAUGGGGACUCCUGGAUCGGGGAGGAAAAGAACUCCAGUAAAAGACAGAUUCUCUGCAGAAGAUGAAGCCUUGAGUCACAUUGCCAGAGAGGCAGAAGCAAGGCUUGCAGCCAAACGGGCUGCUCGAGCAGAAGCAAGAGAUAUACGUAUGAGAGAAUUGGAACGACAACAGAAAGAGCUGGAAGAGAAGUGUGACAAACCGUAUCCUGAAAUUUACACAAGGCCGGCAUCUCGCAAUUCAGCAAGUACAACUCCUCUGAGUGGGAAUUCAUCCAGAAGAGGAAGUGGGGAUACAAGCAGUUUGGUGGAUCCUGAUGUUUCAUUAAGUGAAUUACGGGAUAUCUAUGAUCUUAAGGACCAGAUACAAGAUGUAGAGGGGAGAUACAUACAGGGACUUAAAGAACUAAAGGAUUCUCUAUCUGAAGUUGAAGAGAAGUAUAAGAAAGCUAUGGUUUCCAAUGCUCAGCUAGAUAAUGAGAAAAACAAUUUGAUUUAUCAAGUGGAUACGCUAAAGGAUGUCAUUGAGGAGAGGGAAGAGCAGAUGGCAGAGUUCUAUAGGGAAAAUGAAGAGAAGUCAAAGGAAUUGGAAAGGCAGAAACACACGUGCAGUAUUCUACAGCAUAAGAUGGAUGAACUUAAAGAGGGCCUUCGUCAGAGAGAUGAACUAAUAGAGAAACACGGGUUAGUUAUAAUCCCAGAUGGUACUCCAAAUGGUGAUGUAAACCAUGAACCAGUGGUUGGUACAAUAGCAGUUGUAUCGCAGGAAGCUGCUCAAGUCUUGGAAUCUGCAGGAGAAGGACCACUAGAUGUUCGGCUACGAAAACUGGCUGGGGAGAAAGAGGAAUUAUUGUCACAGAUUAGGAAACUGAAGCUGCAACUGGAAGAGGAACGACAGAAAUACUCUAAAAAUGAUGGCACAAAUCCAGAUAUAACAGGAUUAGAGAAUGGUUCUGAUUUGCAAUUAAUUGAAAUGCAGAGAGAUGCCAACAGACAAAUAAGUGAAUACAAAUUUAAGCUUUCAAAAGCUGAACAGGAUAUAACUACCAUGGAACAAAAUAUUGGAAGACUUGAAGGACAGGUGAUAAGAUAUAAAUCUGCAGCAGAGAAUGCAGAAAAAGUGGAAGACGAACUCAAAGCAGAGAAGAGGAAACUUCAGCGAGAGUUAAGAACAGCAUUGGACAGGAUAGAAGAGAUGGAGAUGACCAAUAGCCACUUGAUGAAAAGGCUGGAGAAGAUGAAGGCAAACAGGACUGCGCUUCUAUCUCAACAAUAGAAGAAAGUAUUAAAAAAUGGAACACGUUGUGCACUGCUCCUUGAAAUAACUAGCCCUUAGCUUGUUUUAAUACAGACUUUAAUUGGCACAAACUAUUUGAACACUGAGCUGUUCAGUAAUAUUUUAGUUGCAGAAUUAAAUGGCAUACCUUUUGUAACUUAUGAGAGAAUGAAAAAUUUGAAUUCCUAUGUGAAUGAUGGUGAUUUUUAUUUAGCAGUUUAAUUGUAGAGUCAGAGCUGAAGCACAAUGCUGUAUGAUUGACUUAUUACUAGAAAACAUUUGUUUUCACAACUGUGGAAUCAGGUUAACUUAAACUUUUUUUCAGCUGCUUUAAUGAUGCUUGGUGCUUGAAGACAACUGCAUGAGUUCAAGAGGACACUGUCUUUUAAAAAAUGUACUUGCUCAAGACAUCACACAGCACAAGUGCCUUCUAUACGGUGCAAUUUAGACUUCAAAUAUGUUAGAUCUAACCUUUGAAAGCAGAUAACAUUUAUUUUAAGAUACAGUUUCGGGGUCUGUGUUCAUUAAAGUUUAUAAAUUUUGAUGGAAAGGUGCAUUUUUGUAAUAUUUAAAUUUAUAUAAAUAAAAAAUAGGGACUAUUAUAAAACUUGCUUUUUUGCAUGGGUGAUAGCACAUCUGAGUUCUAGCUUAUUUUGCCAAGGAAGUACUAGCUCAGCUACUCUUAAUAUAAAAACAGGGACUUUAAUCACAGAAGAUGUUUUGUUGUACUUUGUAAAAUUGUAUAGCAACUGCUGCUUAAGUGUGGAAUGAAACUUUAGGGUGGAAGGAGGGGUGAGGAAAUGUCUGAGGAGUUCAUUAAAUGGACACUGUACUGGCUAGAAAUGAGUGGCUUUUUUAUAUACAAUCUUACAGAGCUAUAAUCUAUAUAGACAUUUAAACCAAACUGCUCACUUUACCCGUGACAUUCUGUAAGGUGCUCCAGUAAACAUUUGGGAGGGCAUUAAAUGUACUUACUUUUGCUAUUUCAAAACUGUGCGUUAAGUACAGAUAAAAGGUGGGUUUAACUUUUAGAGCUAUGAGCUAAAGUGGAUGUUUAUCAAAAAAAAAAAAUUUCUGAAGUAAAGUCUUGCAUGCAGAUCUUCACAGCUGUCUAUCAGGAAAUCUGCUCCCUUUUGAGGCACCUCAGCUGCAUUCUGAGAGAGGGAUGCUUUUAACAUGGCUGGAACGUUUCAGUAUAUCAGUCUCUAAUGUAACUUAUAGUGAAAUACAGCAGCAAAGAGCUACAGUAGUUGAAUAUAGACCGUUUUACUUCUGAAAUACUCUUUCGUAAGGCAGUAUGACAAACUCCUUUCUUCCAUUAGUCAUCCAGCUUUAUCCCCCUUGUAUGAAACAAUGGGAUACACCAUGGACCAGUGAGUCCAUCCAACUGAAGUAUUCAACACCUCUCAAAAACUUUAUACAGGUCUGGCAGAUUAGCUAGCUGCAAAAUGUUGCCAUCUUCUGUGAAGUGUUUAGGAGGCAAAAGGUGGGUCCUAAAAGCUUUGUAAAUAACAUGUUCCACAGUCCAUUUCCAAGAUGUUGAACCAGAUCCAAGCUCUUCACUCUGAAAGAAAAGUUUGGUUUUAAAACACAACUACUCUUUAGUUUUAUAGAAAUGUAGAUUUGAUACAUUUUUCAAAACCUUGACUUUUUCCUACUAAAACAGCUAAAUCAUUUACUUUAGUGUUUGCAGAUUAGUUCACUAUCUUGAUAAAUAAAAGAAUCCACUUGUCAGCCUCCAGCUAACCACAGCCCCUCACUACCAUUAAGCAAACUGUGCUAGCUCUAAAUUAAGCUAGAGAAAAGGUUUGAGUCAAAAUACCUUUCAAACAUUUCCAGUGCAGAGUUUGGGUGUAAAAAUCAAACUAAACUAGUCUAGCACUUUAUAUGAAGUGCUCCUCUUGAAAGGAGAACAGCGGCUCCUUCUGCAAAUAUUCUGCUUAGGCUAGUAGUAGAAGUACUUAUUUUUUGUGUGUUAGCUAUGCAAAGCUAACUAUGAACUGGACUAUGUUUUCUGGUACAACAAUAGUUUAUGCAAGUCCAGUCAUCUACUCCCAUGCAACUCACUUGCAAGGGACUGGGUUGACAAAUGUCAGCAUAAUUUGGCUGUGGAUUGUUCGUGAGAUAUGCCUUUUCAGCUCAAGCUGAGUUUGCAGGGGAUUGUAGGUAGAAAAUAUUUUCCCCUUCAACCAGCAAGCACAACUGCUACCAUUGAGUCAUCUUCUGCCAUUUUAAUCACUUAAAGGGUCUAAUUUUUGUGGUUUUACUGAAACAAUCUUAGAAAUGGGCUAGAAGGGACCUCAAGAGGUCAUCUAGUCCAGUGCCAGUCCACGAGCUGCCGGUCUGCGUGCACACCGGAAAAAAAAGAAAAUUGCCAGUCCCCCACAUUGGAUAGCUUGAGAAGCACUGAUCUAGUCCACCCCUGUGCUGAGACAGGAUUGAGAAGUAGAGAGGUGUUUGCCUACCCUGUUCUAAAAAGUGGGAUUUGACAGCCACCUCACGUAACCUGUUUCACUGCUUAACCUUGCCUUAGAAUAUUUUUCCUAAUAUCAAACCUAAGCCCAUUACUACUUGUCCUACCCUCCCUGCACAUGGAGGACUCAUCCCCAUCCUUAUAACAGUCCUUCACAUACUUGAAGAUUUAUCAUCCCCCAACUCAGCCUUCUCUUCUAGUUUAAACAAGCCCAAUUUAACCUUUCCUCAUAGGGCAUGUUUUCUAAGCUUUUUUUGGGUUUCUCGCCUCUGGAUGCUCCAGUUAGUCCACAUCCUUAAGUGUGGAACCAAAACUGGAUACAAUACUCCAGCUGAUGCCUUCCCACUGCCAAGUAGAACAGAAACAAUUAUUUCCUCUUUUAUAUAGAACACUUGUUAAUACACCCUAGAAUGACACUGUAAUGCUAUAAAAAAAAAAUACACAUAGGGCGGGGGGGAGAGGAGGAGCAAGAAUGUGCACCAGUUUUUCCACAAAUUCUUGGCUCAAAUUGGAUUAGGAUCUCUUGUAGCUCAGCUCAAUGUCCUAACAGCGGGAGAUGCCUUAGUUUUCUGGUUUGAGAAACUGUGAAAUUACAGGUAGUAUUAUUAUUGCUUUUGCAUUAUUCAGAGGAAACUCAAAUUCCACACAACAUGACUAAUCAAUUUUUGGAAAGUGCUUAGUUGAUACUGAUUUGGGCACUUGGAAAGAGUAAUUAGGCAUUUAAGAGAUUCAGCCCAAACAUACACUUUUUGGAAGUACAUGAACCAGUUAGUCUUUGGGAGAAGUUAUCCUGUAUGGAAGCUGUGGGGCAAUGUUUUUAGAGCUUAUUCUCAGUGUUUUCUUUCUAAGCACAUGGGAAUUUCUUAUUUAAUGACUUUUCUAAAUACACGUUCUUUUUGCCCUGUAAAAGCAGCCUUCUCCAAAGGAUAAGCCUGUGUAUUCUUUCAGAACCCUGCUGCACUGUUAUUCAGUUCACCCGGUUCCAUAGAGUGGGAGACUAGUCAUGAAAGCCAUUUUUAAAAGGUUUUUACAAUUCAACACAAGUGAUUUACCCAGGUGACUGCAGCAGCAUAUGCAGUUACUGUACCUGCUGGUUAGUCAAGUCAGAUUCCUCCACUAUAUACUGCUUUCUAAUGGAGUAAAACAUGGCACAUUCUUUACUGAGGCUUUCAAAACAUUCUUUUUCUUCAUCCCAGUUUACCUGUCAAAGCAGAAAUUUGAUAAGAGCAGACAUUUUGUUUCAGAAUCUGAAAUAAUUUUGAAGAAACAUUACUGCUAGUUACUAGUCUGAGUCAACUUAAUGCCUGGUUAAUUAAAAGUCAAAAUAGGCUACUGUCUUGGCCAUUUGGUGGUGUAAGGUUAGGAUACAGAGAAAGCAAAGCAUAGCCUAAAAGUUUGCCUAUCUUUGAAAGUAAAAUCUUUUUUGAAGUUUCUGAACAUUCAUUUUAAUGUAUUCUUAUAUAGUGAGUAUUUAGCAAUGAAUGGACUUAAGCAAUCAGUGCAGUUUUCCUUUUAGAAGAGAAAGUUUAGAGCAUAGCCCCUAUGUCAGCAUCUGUAUUACCAUUAUAAUGUGAUAAUUACGACGUUGGCAGAUAUUUAAAAAUGCUGUGUAUGGUCAUUUGAGGCAGGCAUGUUGGCAGUUGUACUUUUGCACCAACUGCUUCUGUCAGAACUGGGCCUAUGCCAUUCUGUAUGAACUCUUCUCCCCACAUCAAUUUCUGGUGAAUUUCUUAGUGGUUGAAUUAUUGCAUGCCUGCCUAUUAGUAAUAUCAUUUUAGAGAACACCUAAAAACGACAAAGAAAAAAGGUAACAUUUGCAGACUCGUUAGCUUCCCCAUUAACUAACUGCUGAACAGCACCAUACCUCUGUGGCUAAGCGAAGGAUAAACAUAGGUAGUCCCUCCAAUGGUGGAACAUAGUUGUCUAUCAGGAGGGGUAAUCCAGUAAGGUUUCCAUCCUGUAAGUAUAACAUUUUCUUUACAUGUUGAAAUAUCUAUGAUUUACCUGCUAGCCAUAUCAACACACUGCUGUUUGCUGGACAGUAAGUGAUUGUAUUUAUCAGGUUGGUACUAGCCUUAAAGCAAAUCAAAAAUAUUAAAUAUAGUUUCCUAUUGUGCAUUGCCAACACCUAAGAGUUAUACAAAUAACCUUAUGACAUAAAAGCAACAGCAGUAGUCACCUCAUCAAUUUCAAAAGAGAAAUAGUCUUUCAGCAUUUCAGUCUUCUUUUUUAGAAACUCGACAAUGUAUUCAGCAAGUCCUUCCUUUGGGCCAUCUUCUUCUGUCCAGCCACUUUCAGUGUUCUCCAAGGCUAGCAUAGCUAGAUCAUACAGCGGAGCUGGCUCCUGUAAGUGACCAUGAGGUACGAUACAAUCAUCACUACCACCCAUACACUUCAACCCUUCAAAAUCCAGAUGUUGCUCAUGAAGCAGUCAAUUAUUUUUUCCCCCUGAGAAUACAGAAGUAUCUUUACAAACACUCCCUUCUCUAAAGACCACUGCAAAAUACAGUGGCAUAUUAAACGCCAAAUGUUAACACUUCCUAAUACAUUUCUGAUGAAGCUAGAGCAAAACAGAAGGAAUGUUUUUACACAGUCUAGUACAUUAACAAACACUGAUGCUGUUUAAGGAACAGAAUCUGACACUAAUAAUAAAGCAACCACUAUCAGAAUAAGGCAGAGGGUUGCAGGAAGAGAAAGGAUGAUUAAGGUAGCUGAAUGCUGACCAAGAGAAUUCCAGCUCUGUCUCUGCCCAAGAGUUCUUAUGUGAUGCUGGACAAUUCACUUAGACCAGUUUUUUACAGGUGGUCAUUAAUUACGUGAGCUACCAGCCCCAUAUAUGUGAGGUUAAAACUUCUGUAUCAGAUCAUUCUCUCCAAAACCUGUAUAUAAGAUUUGAAGGGAAGUUACACUUACUGACAACCUCAGAACUCCAAAGUUUGCAAAGUCAUAAAGAAGAAUCUGGUAGAAGAGUUCUUGGCUGAAUUGGAGGAAAAGAGUUAAUUUGUUAUUGAAACGACCAUUUCUGUCUAAUUUUUUGUCAUAUGCAUAUUCUCUACUUUGCAAUGGCAGAAUCGUAGAAAAAAGCAGUACACCUAGCAAACCACUAAGUGGCCUGGCAGUGUGUGCACCUUGGGAGUUAAACCGCAGAAAGCUGCUUUACUGUGCAGAAACUUGCCGGUGUAGACAAGGCCUUAGCUACAGAAUGAACCUUAUUACAGCCUGUUAGAGCUCUAUAUACUGAUGUGUUAGGAUCUCAUGGCUUGUCUAUAAAAACAUUUAGUUCAAGCCUGUGGUGCUCUAACUACCUGUGUGGAUCUUGCUGGUGCAGGUUAACAGUUCAUUAAUGCAGUCUGAUUAAUCCCAUUUCAAAGAGGGGUAGACCAAAGCACUGUAACAACCAACACAUAUCAUCAGAUCUGCAUACUGCAGGGUAGAUUCACAGCCUAUCUUGCCGAGAACUAAAUGUUUGUGGAGACAAACCCUUAAUCUCCGAACUGUGUGGUGUUAGCCUGGGAGAAAAGGACUCCGAUUCUGUGCUGAUAAAAGACAGUACAUAACUUGAUACCUCAAGGCAGCAGGGCCUAGGUUUGGCAGGGUUUUUUUUGUAGGUUUACACAUGCAAUUUGUAUUGUCCCUAUAUUCUGCAGGCUCUGUAAUCAGGCACAGAACUGAUUUUAAAAGAAUUAGGUUUCUUGAUGUUUCAAUAACAUAGCUAUUCAAAUGAACGGUAUCAGUAAGUGUGAUGUACAAAUUCCUUUCAUCCUCUGGGUUUUUAGUCAGUGGGACACAACAUAGUAAAGUGCAUUUUAAUGAUGUAGCAGUAGCCCAUACAUUUUGCAGGAUCAAUACAAAAAAAUAAGAUGAUUAAAAAUGUGAGGUCUUUCACACUUGAGUGUUCAUCAAAUCACAAUUUGGCUAGAUUUCAAAGGCAGCAUUCACAGUACCUUUGUACCUCUUUCUUAUUUUAACUACUCAGUUGUGUUCACCAGUUAUUUCAGUUGUUAACACAUCUAACAGCAUGAAUCAGUAUGUUUACCUGAGUUGGGUGGUAUUGAGAAGAUACAGCUUUGUCUGGUAUUGUGCCAGGGCCCACUGUGGGCUAACACAACCAACAAACGAGUGAUCACGUAGCAUCUCCUGAAGACCUGGAAUAAUACAUCUAAGAACAUGAGGUCGUAUAAAUUCCCCCCAGCCCAGAUCUGCUAUAGUCUGCAAAGUAUCUUGAUUAUUCAAGUUGUGAAAAUCUCAAACUACUACUUGAAUCACUACUAUACACUUCAGUUCAAAAUAAAUAAUAAUAAACUAAAAACUACCAAGGAAAUUCCAAAUACUCCAAUAGUUUAAUCCUAAAAUAGGUAAACACAAUG